AUGGGUAUCGACUUGAAGAAGGGCGGUAGGGUAAAGAAGCCCGGACGCAAGGCCUUGGUUAGCAAGGACCCCUACCUGCGUCUUCUGGUGAAAACCUACAAAACUCUCGCUCGUAGGACGACGAGCGCGUUCAACCGCACGGUUCUGAAGCGUUUGUUGAUGCCCCGACGCUUUAAGGUGCCCAUCUCCCUCUCGAAGUUGAUCAAGCACAUGAAGGGCAGGGAGAACACCACUGCCGUUGUUGUAGGCACAGUUACAGAUGACUUGAGGGUCAACGAGGUGCCCAAGUUGAGCGUGUGCGCUCUGCGUAUCACCCGCACCGCUCAUGCUCGUCUUUUGAAGGCAGGCGGUGAGGUUCUGACCUUCGACGAGCUCGUUGCUCGUUCCCCCACCGGUUCCAAGUGCACGCUUUUGCGUGGUGCCACCAAGGCCCGUGAGGCCGAGAAGCACUUCGGCAAGGCCCCUGGUACCCCUGGGUCAUCUACCAAGCCGUACGUGCGUUCCAAGGGCCGCAAGUUCGAGAAGGCGCGUGGUCGCAGGAAGUCUUGUGGUUUCAAGGUGUAA
Babesia ovata is the source of this 564-nucleotide messenger RNA. RefSeq names its product 60S ribosomal L18. The transcript is spliced from 3 exons. The record is from RefSeq and is a predicted model, not a curated record. Gene Ontology annotation, molecular function: RNA binding; structural constituent of ribosome. Bases 1 to 564 code for a protein of 187 amino acids. NCBI's taxonomy places the organism in Eukaryota, Apicomplexa, Aconoidasida, Piroplasmida, Babesiidae. Gene Ontology annotation, cellular component: cytosolic large ribosomal subunit; ribosome. Gene Ontology annotation, biological process: translation.